Molecule: messenger RNA, 5908 nt
Organism: Scophthalmus maximus (turbot)
Lineage: Eukaryota; Metazoa; Chordata; Actinopteri; Pleuronectiformes; Scophthalmidae
Gene: stag1a
Product: stromal antigen 1a
Exons: 32
Coding region: 405-4187 (1260 amino acids)
Biological process (GO): sister chromatid cohesion
Cellular component (GO): nucleus; cohesin complex; chromatin
Molecular function (GO): chromatin binding
Source: RefSeq, a predicted model, not a curated record
UGUCGGUCUGAGGCUGCGCCGCUCGCGCUGCAUCGCGGAGAGGAGCAUACCACCAGAUGGCGGUUUAGGAUUGCUGCUCUUCUCUCGAGGCGCGGUUCCGCUCGCACGGCCAAUUUUUUCCCAAUAUUUAAAAAAAUACGCACGGCGUUAUUUGCGAAAAUCGAUUUAUUAAGCGCGGAGGGUGCUGAUCGAUGCGGCGAUGCUCGCGAAAGGAGCCGAAGAGAGUUAAGUGCCAGCAAGUCGAGUGCGGACCAUCCUGGAGGCUCUCCCCCCCCGCCGUUCCAGACCUUUCCCCCAACUGAUCUAAAAUCUCGUACCCCCGUCUUUGGACCUGAAACACACUCGGUCCUGAAGACACACACACACACAGUUACACACCUCACCAGCUCCCCACCCCGACCAGGAUGAUCACCUCGGAGCUCCCCGUCCUACAGGACUCGUCCAAUGAGUCUGGGGCGACAGACGCAGUGGGUUUAAGCAUGAGCAUGAGUGAGAUUGAAGAUCCAGAGGUGAAGGGGAAGAAGAAGAGAGGGAGGCCUGGAAAACAAGCCCCGACGUCCAAUAAGAAGCCUCGAAAGACACCGGCUGACAAGGCCGUGGGACCAGCCAGAGGGAGAGGGAAAGCCAAUGGCGUGGCUCAACACAAUGGAGACGGCGGAGACCCCGUCACUCUGUUUGAAGUGGUCAAACUGGGCAAGAGUGCCAUGCAGUCUGUGGUGGAUGAGUGGAUUGAAUCAUACAAACAGGACAGAGACUUGGCGCUGCUCGACCUCAUCAAUUUUUUCAUCCAGUGCUCGGGGUGCAAAGGCACCGUGAGGAUCGAGAUGUUCAGGAACAUGCAGAACGCUGAGAUCAUCCGUAAGAUGACUGAGGAGUUCGAUGAGGACAGCGGAGAUUAUCCUCUCACCAUGCCGGGGCCUCUGUGGAAGAAGUUCCGCUACAACUUCUGCGAGUUCAUCAGCGUGCUGAUUCGCCAGUGUCAGUACAGCAUCAUCUACGACGAGUAUAUGAUGGACACCGUGAUCUCCCUCCUCACGGGGCUGUCCGACUCCCAAGUGCGAGCCUUCAGGCACACCUCCACGUUAGCAGCCAUGAAGCUGAUGACGGCACUGGUGAAUGUGGCGCUGAACCUCAGCAUUCACCAAGACAACACGCAGAGGCAGUACGAGGCCGAGAGGAACAAGAUAGCCGGCAAGCGAGCCAACGAGAAGCUGGAGCUUCUGCUACAGAAGAGGAAGGAGCUUCAGGAAAACCAAGAUGAAAUAGAGAACAUGAUGAACUCCAUCUUCAAGGGAAUCUUUGUGCAUCGCUACAGGGAUGCGAUUGCAGAGAUCAGAGCCAUUUGUAUUGAAGAGAUCGGCGUGUGGAUGAAGAUGUACAGUGAUGCUUUUCUUAACGAUAGUUACCUGAAAUAUGUCGGUUGGACGCUACACGACAGGCAAGGAGAGGUGCGUCUCAAGUGCCUGAAGGCUCUGCAGAACCUGUACACAAACCGAGAACUGUUUCCCAAGCUAGAGCUUUUCACCAACCGCUUCAAGGACCGUAUAGUUUCCAUGACCCUGGAUAAGGAGUAUGAUGUGGCUGUGGAGGCGAUUCGACUGGUCACACUCAUCCUGCAGGGCAGUGAAGACGCCUUGUCCAAUGAGGACUGUGAGAAUGUGUAUCACCUGGUCUACUCCGCCCACCGGCCGGUGGCCGUCGCCGCCGGAGAAUUCCUGCACCGGAAGCUGUUCAGUCGUCACGACCCGCAGGCAGAGGAAGCGCUAGCGAAGCGCAGAGGGAGGAGCAGCCCCAACGGGAAUCUCCUCCGCAUGCUGGUGCUCUUCUUUUUGGAGAGCGAGCUUCACGAGCAUGCAGCCUACCUUGUGGACUCACUGUGGGAAAGCUCUCAGGAGCUGCUGAAAGACUGGGAGUGUAUGGCUGAACUUCUGUUGGAGGAGCCAGUGCAGGGAGAGGAGGUGUUGUCAGACCGACAGGAGAGUGCACUGAUAGAGCUGAUGGUGUGCACCAUCCGACAGGCAGCAGAGGCGCACCCGCCCGUCGGCAGAGGCACCGGCAAACGGGUGCUGACGGCGAAGGAGAGGAAGACCCAGAUAGACGAUAAAAACAAACUGACAGAGCACUACAUCAUGGCUCUGCCCAUGCUGUUGUCCAAGUAUCAGGCGGACUCGGAGAAGGUGGCCAACCUGCUGCAGAUCCCGCAGUUCUUUGACCUGGACGUGUACAGCGCCGGGCGCAUGGAGAAGCACCUGGACGCCCUCCUGAAGCAGAUCCGUCUGGUGGUGGAGAAGCACAUCGAGGCCGACGUGCUGGAGGCCUGCAGCAAGACCUACAGCAUCCUCUGCUCCGAGGAGUACACCAUCAUGAACCGCGUGGACAUCGCCCGCUCGCAGCUCAUCGACGAGAUGACCGACCGGUUCGCGCACUCGGUCGAGGAGCUGCUGCAGGAGGCAGAGGAGGCCGAUGACGACGACAUCUACAAUGUUUUAUCUACUCUUAAGAGACUCACAGCUUUCCACAAUGCCCACGACCUGACGCGGUGGGAUUUGUUCGGGAGCUGUUACCGGCUGCUGAAGGCGGGCAUCGAGCAGGGCUCCAUGCCGGAGCAGAUCGCCGUCCAGGCCCUGCAGUGCUCCCACUACUCCAUCCUGUGGCAGCUGGUCAAGAUCACAGAGGGGGCUCCCAGCAAGGAUGACCUCAUGGCUCUCAGGAGAGUGGUGAAGUCUUUCCUGGCUGUGUGCCAACAGUGCCUGUCCAACGUCAACACUCCGGUCAAAGAGCAGGCGUUCAUGCUUCUCUGUGACCUCCUGAUGAUCUUCAGUCACCAGCUGGUCUCUGGCGGCAGGGAAGGCCUCCAGCCGCUGGUCUUCAACCCCGACAGCACUCUGCAGAACGAGCUGCUCAACUUCGUCCUGGACCACGUCUUCAUCGACCAGGACGAUGAGAGCCAGAGCAUGGAGGGAGACGAGGAGGACGAGGCCAACAAGAUCGAGGCUCUCCACAAGAGGAGAAAUCUGCUCGCCGCUUUCUGCAAACUCAUCAUCUACGACAUCGUGGACAUGCCCGCCGCCGCCGACAUCUUCAAGCACUACAUGAAGUAUUAUAACGACUACGGAGACAUCAUCAAGGAGACGCUCAGUAAAACUAGACAGACGGACAAGAUCCUCUGUGCCAAGACGCUCAUCCUCAGUCUGCAGCAGCUGUUCAACGAGCUGCUGCAGGACCAGGGUCCCAACCUGGACCGGACGUCGUCUCACGUGAGCGGCAUCAAGGAGCUGGCCCGUCGCUUUGCACUCACCUUCGGCCUGGAUCAGAUCAAGACCAGAGAGGCCGUGGCCACGCUGCACAAGGACGGAAUAGAGUUUGCAUUUAAGUACCAGAAUCCUCGAGGAGCAGAGUUUCCUCCCCUCAACCUGGCCUUCCUGGAGGUCCUGAGCGAAUUCUCAUCCAAACUCAUCCGCCAAGACAAAAAGACCGUCCACUCCUACCUGGAGAAGUUCAUGUCAGAGUCGAUGUCGGAGCGUCGGGAGGACGUGUGGCUGCCGCUGAUCUCCUACAGGAACAGCCUGCUGACGGGGGGAGACGAGGACCACAUGUCCGUCACGUCGGGGUCCAGCAGCAAAACCGGGUCGGUCCGCAGCAAGAAGGGACGACCGCCUGUACACAAGAAGCGCAUCGAGGAGGAGAGUAGCGUGGAGGGCUCGUGGCUGAUGCGUAACGACACCCUACCGACACCGGGGGCGCUGCAGACUCCUCAGCUCACCUCGACGGUCCUCAGAGAGAACAGACCGGCGGAACACAUGCCAGACCCGGACUCAGAACCAGGGUCGGAGAACGACUUUGUACACAAUCCUCAGAUGCAGAUGUCGUGGCUCGGACAGCAGAAGAUGGAGGAGGUGAACAGGAAAGACAGGACGGGCCUGAACUACAUCAAGUCGCGCAGCAACCAGGGCGUCCGGCAGACUGUGCGCGGGUUAAUGGAGGACGACGCAGAGCCGAUCUUUGAGGACGUGAUGAUGUCAUCGCGGGGUCAGCUGGAGGACAUGAACGAGGAGUUUGAGGACACCAUGGUGAUCGACUUGCCGCCAUCAAGGAACAGACGUGAACGAGCAGAAUUAAGACCAGACUUCUUCGACUCUGCAGCAAUGAUUGAGGACGAGUCGGGAUUCAGCAUGCCCAUGUUCUGAAGCGAGAAAGACGCAAAGAUCCUGAGAUCAGGAUCCCAAUCAAGAGUAAAUGGACGAGGGGGGGCCGGGGCGGUUUUUGACGUCUGAUCACCUGCCAACCAAACUCUUAGGAAGAAGAUGAGAAAAAAACAUUGUUGAAGUACUUUUUCCUUUCUGUAAGAUGGAAGGAUGUUUGUCACAGUGGAUCUGCCGAUGGAUCCCCAAGUCGCCAGGGUCUCCCCCAGAAGCGUCGAGCGAGCAUCCGCUCUCCUUUUAUCAGACGGGCCGGAGGAUCCAGAACCUCGUCGUGAUUAUGGAAGACCUUCGUCCUGCUCCUCCUCCUCCUCGUCCUCCUCCUUCUGUCCCUCUUCAGCCUGUUGUUGGUUUAGCUCUUCUUAACGGUAGCCCUGAUGGCGGCGCUCUGGCUACGUAAUCCCCGCAGCCAGCCGACGAGUACGUACAGUUUUGACGGUCCUCCUGUUAAACAGAUGUAAAGUUUGUUUCCUCUCGCGAUCAGCAGCACGGAGCAACGUAAAACUCCGUACAGCCGCCACACACACACACACACACACACACACACACACACACACCUUUUCGUUUGGUGUCUCAACUCAAUCCGUCUGGUUAAAUCGGAGACAGAGGAUCUCGAUACUAAAUGCUCUGUAUCUUCGCUCUUUGAUCUUUCGCAAUCUUAAUCCUUCUGUGUGUGUGUGUGUGUGUGUGUGUGUGUGUGUGUGUGUGUGUGUGUGUGUGUGUGUGUGUGUGUGUGUGUGUGUGUGUGUGUGUGUGUGUGUGUGUGUGUGUGUGUGUGUGUGUGUGUGUGUGUGUGUGUGUGUGUGUGUGUGUGUGUGUUUUCUGACGAUGGUUGAGUAGCCACACAUACACACACACACGCGGAGAUCAACUGUAGUCUGACCUGAAGGAAAGUGGUGUAACUGUCGUGUGUGUGUGUGAUGUCAAAGCGAGGGUUGUCAUUUGACAGUGACCGACCUCAGACAAGAGCCCCGCCCCCUCUCAAAUCUUUGAAAUGCUCUGCGCACACACGCACACAUUCUGAAAAAUGGCUUUUUGAAGUAAAAAAAAAGGUUUUAAAAAAAGACAAUAAACAUAUUUUGAAUUCUGUAGCUUUAGUACUAAAGUUUUAAAUCAAGUGUGUUUUUGUUUUUGUCCGAUGUUUGUACAGCUUUUUCUUCGAUAUGUAUCUUGUUCGUUGCCAAAUUGUGGCCUACAUAUUUACAGUAUAUUCCAGCCCCCCCUCCCCUCCACCUGUUACUCAUAUCUAAUGGUUACCACGCUGUGUCGCUGUGGGACACCAGCUUUUAAAGUGCUGUGUGGUCUGAUUGUAAUCGUCUCACAGUUCAGUAUUACAGCAGAUCAUCUGUUUGGUUCGUUCAAAAUCAAGUUCCUUAAACUUCCUUUUUUCUUUUUUUUUGCAUUACCAACAGUGUUAAACUGAUUCCGAAUUGGAGACGCGUGUCGUUAUCAUCGUUCAUUUCCAGUGCAGUUGAUGGAUCGUUGUGUCUGACAAGAUUUGUCUGAAUGUGGGGUUUUUUUUGUGUCCAGCCAUGUUUUCAUUUCCUCCGCUGGCUGCGUCGUCAGUCCUCAUGUGAGUGUCGGAGACAAUUGGAUAUUUUCUGCAGUGCAGUUGACAUCGGUUGCCCCUAAAAUGCUCGAAAAAAGCCAGUUUUUUGUUUUUUUCUGUGAAACUAAAUUCUUUUUAAUAAAAUAAAAUCUGUAAUCGA